AUGGCUUUCAAUAUCGGAUUAACAAGUAGAAGCAGAUUUGACUUCACCGUACGCUUCGCUAAGAAAUCUUUUCUUUUUUCUACUAAAGUCUUCGCUGAGAAAUUUCAUAAAUGGGAAUGCACAAAGGACACAGAAACGACAGAGAGGGAUGAGGAAGAUCGUGUAGAAACGAAUUCUUCACUUCCGGGCAAUGAAAUCCAUGGUUUCAAGAACGAGAUUGAGUCAUUGAAGAACUUCUUGUUAGAUCAAAAGGUAUACGAUGAGUUCAAGAGUCUUGUGGUUGUCGGAGAAUACGGUGUGGGGAAGACAGCGUUAUGCAAGACGAUCUUCAACGAUGAUGAAGUGAAGAGUGUUUAUGCCCCCAGGAUCUGGAUAUCUAUGCACAGCAAGAAAUCUAAAGAGGGUCUUGAUAAGAAGAUAUAUGUGAUGAAGAAGAUAUUGAAGGUUCUUUUACUUGAGGAUGACUUGUUGAAAUCCUUCCGUAUAGAGGCAUCAGAAGAAGCUAGAGCCAAGUUGGAAGCUGGAGAAAGUGAUGGAGAUACGGCGAAAGAGAAGGAGCUUUCUGAUCUUCUGUAUGCACUUCACUUGAACCUGAGGUGGAAGAAGUAUCUGGUUGUGUUUGAUGAUGUGCGAGAAGAAGACAAUUGGAACGAAAUGCUUCAAGAUGAUGAGUUUAAACUUAACAAGGAUAAACAAUGGGGAAAGCAUCUCUCAGGUGGAUUCCCUAAAGGGUCUGGUGGAAGAGUCAUAUACACGACAAGGGAUGUAAGGAUGGCGAUGAAGCUAGUCGCAGAAGAACAUGAGAUACAUCGUCUUUGGCCGCUGUCUGAUCCUGAGAGUGUCUGGAAGAUAUAUAAGGCAGUCAUAGAGAAGAUUUAUACUGAAAUCCCAAGGAACAACAAGAAAUGCAUAGAGGAGCUGAUGAACAAGUCUCGUGGUCUUCCUCUAGCUGUUAGAUCGAUGGCCACGCUUAACCCUGUUUUUAUCGACGACUUUCAAAACCCAAGGUUAAGCGAGUCAACCUCCCCUGAAGAUGAUAAACUUCCUUCAACCUCUAGCUAG
This is a messenger RNA of Microthlaspi erraticum, 1062 nucleotides long. Lineage: Eukaryota; Viridiplantae; Streptophyta; Magnoliopsida; Brassicales; Brassicaceae. The record is from the annotation of a GenBank genome assembly.